This is a messenger RNA of Diachasmimorpha longicaudata, 2750 nucleotides long. RefSeq names its product ciliary microtubule associated protein 1A-like. The record is from RefSeq and is a predicted model, not a curated record. The transcript is spliced from 4 exons. Lineage: Eukaryota; Metazoa; Arthropoda; Insecta; Hymenoptera; Braconidae. The coding region runs from base 77 to 802 and encodes 241 amino acids.
CAAAUAUUCCCCUCAAUUUCCGAAAUUUUCUUUAGCUGUUCACAGAAUUUUCCGCGAUAAUUACGCUUCUCCUAGAAUGACGUCCAGCUCCAGACCGAACAGGCCAAAAUUGAGCUGUUGGUUGAGAGGUCCGGGUCCUGUUUACGGACUUCCCACACUCGUUGGGUAUGAGAAACAUGAUCCUUCGAGACACAGAAACCCCGCGUAUACUUUACGGGGGCGAUUGGCAGGCCUGGAGACGACAGUCGGUCCAGGUCCCGCGUACGAUGUAACGAAAUUGACGCGCACAGGCCCAGAGCAACCACCGGCUUUUUCGAUCAGGGGACGGCAACCAUUGAGAGGAUAUGAUUUGGGACCUGGCCCAUGCGGAUACCGUCCUGAGAGUUGUCCGCCCAUGAAUCACGUUCCCAGACCCCCAGCAUAUUCCUUGAAAGGGAGAAAAACCGAUAAAUUGGGAUAUGAUAUUCCUGCACCCAAUGCAUAUGCGGUUCCUUCUUGUUUGGGUCCAAAUAUACCGGAUAAAAGAGCCCUCGGAGCGUUCACUAUAACGGGACUACACGAUUUAAGAAAGAGAAGCGUGGGACCCGGUCCCGCAGCGUACGCCUUCAACACUGAUGUGGUGAAGCGAAAAUACCCUGCAUUUUCCUUUAAAUCGCGAACGAAACCCAUCGGUCAUGUUGUCGGCCCGGGCCCUGUGCACUACCCGACCUAUAACACCAGGAGAAAUGCCCCGAAAUUCUCAUUCGGUGUAAAGCACAGCGAAUGCGCACCACCUGCGAUCACACCGAUGGAUGAUCAGUAGAUUGUCCCUUCAUUUAUAAAGAAAUAUAGAAAUUAUGAGAACGCUGAAAACCGUUAUAUUAUUUCAAUGAUAUGAUCAUCGAAAAAUCUGGAUUUUUACAAAUCUUCAGAAAGUAACUGCUUUAAUUAUAACAGCAAUAUUUUACUUGGCUUUUACUUUUAUACAUUUAUCUCUUAUUUAAUUUUUUUCAUUAAAAAAAAACAAUGUUUUCAUAGCCAAAAAAUAUUUUGCUCGAUUCAGCAAGUAAUAAUUAUUAAAAGAAAUAAUCAGACUACGCACAAUAUUUUUUUCUAAAAACUAUAUUUUAUCUUUCUGGAUCACUCAUUAUCAAUACAAAUAGAAAAAAGAAAGCUGACGAUUACAGACUAAUGUAGAUUACGACUAACUUUAUAAGGAUAAUGAAUCGCAGUAAAAAUCGCCGAUCACACUGGCUUUUGCAAUUUACCCAAUGAUUCAUCAACCAAAAAUGAAACCAUCGAGGAUUAUCUUCCGAAAAUAUUGGGACGGGGUAACUACGCGACUCUCUAGUUUCCCAAGUACCUCAUUAAUUCUUUGUACAUGAAAUUUAUUGACUUCGGUAAUCCUCACGUGAGAUUGUAAAUAUUCCAACGUUAACAAUUCUACAUUAUAAAUAAUUUAUAAACUCGAUCAUUUGAAAAACUGUAAAAUCCAUGUUCAAUAAUUUAUGUACAGUGCGUGGAGGUGAGUUUAGACUAUCGUUGAGAUUGAGUGAUUUGAGUAAGGUAAAGCUCAAUCAGGGACAAUUAAUUAUUAUGAGCGCACCAUUAAUAUUGACAAGAUGGAAACAGUCUCAGUAGUUAUUCUGCGGUCAAGCUAAACAAUACAAUGAACUCUUGAAAUUACACUCGCUGCAGGGAGUUGUCUCCGUCGUUAAGUCAUCACGUGAUUUUGGCGAUUUUUUUAUCCGCAAAAAAUGAGACAAAAAAGAGUUUCAUUUUUUAAAAUUACGCCUGGUUUAAAAUCCAGAAACAGAAACAAAUAUAGUGAAUCCAUAAAAAAUCUCGAUAAGAAGAUUAUUUCGAAUAUGUAAUAUCUCUACAGCCCCAUGCAGCUGAUAGAAAUGGAAACUCUUUUUUUUCUCAUUUUUUGACCGCAAAAAUGAGUCAUAAAAUUGUGAGAAUGAUGGAGAAUUCCUAGCAGCAUUCAAAUAUCAAGGAUUUGAUCACAGAUCAUAUUAUAAACCCUCAAAACAAUCCAAAUAACGUUAAACAGUAACUUUGAGUCUUAAUGAUAAACAUUUCUGUGCAAUUGCUGCGACGAAGAUGUGAUUACUGUGGCGAGAUUAUCUGAAACACCACCCCUUUAAUUCCUCAUUGUCAGUAGCACAAGUCGACUGAAUACUAAGUGGAAUGGAUCAAUGAAAUCAUUCAAUUCAUCUGUUCCAAUAUAUCCGGUGAUUUCAAUAUCUUGAGAAGGACUCCCCAUGACAUUCUCCCCUAACAGUGUUCCAUUUUCCACCUCACAGAUGACGCGAGCUGAUUAACUUAACAAUUAUGCAUGCCACUUGUGGUAAUUCCUGAUUAUUUCUCGAGGAAUUUUUCCAGUUCUCCCUAGUGGUUGUUCUCGGCCUCUCCAAUUAUUCUUUCGUCGAAUCGUCCACCUCCAUCUGCUCACUUUGUACUUCGACUGAUUUCUCUGGUUCCUCCACCUCUGUCUCGGCUGUCACCUCCUUCUCUGGUUUAGGUCUAUCACUUUGUUGAGAUAUUUGCUCCUCCACUUUGCCAUUUGGAACCUCGGGGGUCUCGGGCUUCUCCACUACCUCAAUAUCGGAGUCUGUUCCUGAGGAUGAGGAGGCCUCGGUGUCGUUGGAUUUCUUGGCGCUCAGGGCCGAAGAGAACGGUGAAGCUGCUUCAGUCUCAAGCUUUGGGGCUGAGGGCUUCUGCUUGCGAGCUGGAUUCCAGUAAUUGCAGUAACAGCAUCUGAACCC